Messenger RNA from Cydia pomonella (codling moth), 1392 nucleotides. RefSeq lists its product as uncharacterized. Gene Ontology annotation, biological process: double-strand break repair via homologous recombination; resolution of meiotic recombination intermediates; nucleotide-excision repair involved in interstrand cross-link repair. Gene Ontology annotation, molecular function: damaged DNA binding; single-stranded DNA endonuclease activity; single-stranded DNA binding. Gene Ontology annotation, cellular component: nucleotide-excision repair factor 1 complex. NCBI's taxonomy places the organism in Eukaryota, Metazoa, Arthropoda, Insecta, Lepidoptera, Tortricidae. The record is from RefSeq and is a predicted model, not a curated record. The transcript has 4 exons. The coding region runs from base 290 to 1324 and encodes 344 amino acids.
CCUGGAAUUAAAAUUACGUGAUAAUUUCUUAAAAACUUACCUACAAAAAUUGUAUCAUGCGAUAGAGAAUAAUUUAGAAUUUUGUAGGAUACAAUUUGUGUAGGUAGUUUAAGAAAUCUACGGCUAAAUCUCAUUCCAGGUGUUAUCCCUUAUUCCCCCGGUUGACAGUCCGUAUUUUCUUCAGAUCGGCGACUACAUCCUAACCCCAGACACAUGUGUGGAGCGCAAGUCCAUCUCCGACCUGAUCGGCUCGCUGAACUCGGGCCGGCUGUACACGCAGGCAACGCACAUGUGCCGCUGUUACGCGCGCCCUGUCUUACUCAUCGAGUUCGAUCAGAACAAGCCCUUUAAUCUACAGGGACAUUUCGUGGGUUCAAGCGACAUGUCGGGCGCGGACAUCCAGCAGAAGCUGCAGCUGCUCACCAUCCACUUCCCGCGCCUCAAGCUCGUGUGGUCGCCGUCGCCCUACGCCACCGCCGAGCUCUUCCAUGAACUCAAGCAAGGCAAAAAGAACCCGUCCGUGUCCGAGGCCAUAGCGUUCGGCGGGGACAACACGGCAGACGACGUCAACUAUGAACGCUACAACGUUCUGGUACACGACUUCGUGCAGAAACUGCCCGGAGUCACUAGCAAGAACUUAGCGCGGAUCAUGAACAAGGGGCAGUCGCUGGACCAUCUGAUAACUUUGAAUAAGGUACUGUCAUACACAUAUAUACCUACCAUACACAUAUAUACUACCAUACACAUACCACACACAUUCGUAUCUGAAGCUGUGAUCAGCAACAACACGGCAGACGAUGUCGACUAUGAGCGCUACAACGUUCUGGUACACGACUUCGUGCAGAAACUGCCCGGAGUCACUAGCAAGAACUUAGCGCGGAUCAUGAACAAGGGGCAGUCGCUGGACCAUCUGAUAACUUUGAAUAAGGUACUGUCAUACACAUAUAUACCUACCAUACACAUAUAUACUACCAUACACAUACCACACACAUUCGUAUCUGAAGCUGUGAUCAGCAACAACACGGCAGACGAUGUCGACUAUGAGCGCUACAACGUUCUGGUACACGACUUCGUGCAGAAACUGCCCGGAGUCACUAGCAAGAACUUAGCGCGGAUCAUGAACAAGGGGCAGUCGCUGGACCAUCUGAUAACUUUGAAUAAGGAACAACUGGCUGAGGUGAUAGAGAACAAAAACGAAGCAGAUACAUUAUACUCGGUGUUACACGUUAAGGCCACGCCUUCCGACGCCGGCAAAGACGAAAAACAGACCGGCAAGAAGAAAUUCACAGGGAAACUGUUCAGGAGUAAAACCAAAAAAACGUAGUGUCAUUGAUUCUUAAUUUAUUUUUGAGCUAUACAAUAAUUUAUAAGGAAUAAAUCAAAUUAUACAUA